GUCAGUGUCCGUGUGGGUCAGGAGAAUCAUGGGAAAGCUUCAGGAGUUUGAGAUCGCGUUUGACGACAAGAAAGUGGUGUACAGUCCGGGAGACUCCAUCUCUGGGACCGUGAGGAUCAAACUGGGCCAGGCUCUGCAGUGUAAAGCAAUCAAAGUGAACUGCAAUGGUUUCUGUGGCAUCACAAGUAAAGUUAACGACACGGCGUGGUCAAUGGAAGAGCAGUACUUCAACAGCAGUGUCUCUGUAGCUGACAAAGGAACCCUGAAACAGGGAGAACACACUUUCCCCUUCAAGUUUCUCAUACCAGAAACGGCGCCAACAUCUUUUGAAGGAAACUACGGUCGGAUCAUUUACAGAGUGAGGGCUUUUAUCGACACGCCGCGGUUUGCAAAAGACUACGACACAGAGAAACCUUUCUACAUGCUCCGACCUCUAAACCUCAAUGAAGUACCAGACAUAUGGGGGAAGUGUUCGUCUGCAGUGACUCAGCAGUUCACGUAUAUGCUGAUGAAGACAGGCACCGUGGUCCUUAAGGCUCAGACUGACAUGAAGGGUUACACACCUGGUCAGGUCAUCCAGGUGAUCGCCUCCAUCCAUAACCAGUCAGGGAAGAACACAGGCAACAUGGCCGCCAGCCUGAUGCAGAGAGUGACGUAUGAGAUGAAGAGGCCUGUCCAUGAUAUGAGAACGAUAGCGGAGGUGGAGGGAGGUGUGGUGAAGGCCGGUAAGGAAGUGGAGUGGAAGGAGCAAAUCAUCGUCCCUCCUCUUCCUCAGUCCUCCCUUGUUGGAUGUGAUCUUAUAAAGAUUGAAUAUUAUGUCAAGGUCAGUAUUAAGUCUCCAGACGUCAUGUUGACAUUACCUGUCCACAUUGGAAAUGUCUCACUGGACAAAAAACUGCGCUCUUCAAAGAAAGCUGCUCCUCCUUCAUCCUCUGCUGCUGAACCUACACCGGCCCCCGUCUCUACCCCCGACACCUCCAUCUCCACUUCUGACAACAACCCCUCGCUGCCCCCUCGCCCUGCCCCUAAACCAGCCCCCCGUCCCACUCCUCGCCCCAGGAUGUCCUCCAGUCAAACCCCAAGCGCUCCCCCUGCUGAUUUACAGCAGGGGGCCGAGGGCGGGGCUCCGAUGAAUGAUGGCUACCCUAACAAGCGCCAGUCUCAGCUGGUGUCACCCAACGCCUUCAGCUAUGCCCCCGGCCUCUUCUUCUCCCAGAACCAGCAGCAGAACGAGCCCCGUACAGUACCUGAUGGGUCCGCAGGGGCCACAGCACCGUACCCUACUGGGGGGGCCACCGCCAUGCCAACCCCUCACAUUCUGCCGCCAGACUACAGCACGUCAUCUUACCCACAUGAGGCUCCUCCUUCUUAUGACGAGAGCUGCAACACAUAAAGGACCUGGGAAUCUCCUCCUGGAUGAAGAUUCAUCAUUAAAUCAAACAAAACCACCAGUUCCAGCUGUAUUCCUUGUCAUUUUGAACCUAAAUGUAAGUUUUAGGUUUCACUGAAUCAAGACUUUGAUUAGAAUUUAAAGGGAAUUACCCCUCAGCUUUGCUGCCCAGUAAGCAAGGACCUUCACUAAUUGCAGUGGGACUAUUCUUCAUUUUACAUACUUUUAUAGCACUUUGAAUAAAAGGAUAGAUAUGGGGUUAAUGCUUAUUUUAUGUGCUGUUCUUUGCAUAGAAGUUGUGUUUUUAGUUAUGUAAAAAUCACUGGCGUCUGUGAUGUCACAUUUUAUGUUUAAAAGUCUGCACAAAACAAAUCAGAUCAUUUAGUCUGAUUAAAUUCUGUUUUUAACUCACAUUCAUAUUUCCUUCCCUUUGAUAUCAUUAUUAUCUGAUGCAAUCAGACUGAAUGGAUGGUUUGCUUUGUUCAGCUCUUUUUAUUUACCCUUGAUCAGUUUUUUAAAGCAAAAUGGCUGGUAACAGUCCAGUCUGAAGUUUUGCUCAUAAAGCUCUGUCAUGAUAAAACCCCUGAUGUAGUUUAGCUUCUGAAUAUUUCUGCCAAGUUUGAUCAUUGUUUAUGGAAAGCCUUUUUAACAUGUAAUUUUAGAGGAUCACAAUCAGACACAUAAACAUUGUUAUCUAGACUGGGGGAUUACCCUGCCCCCCUAAUCCUGCAGCUAUAUAAAAUCGCGAAUCAGGUCAUUUCAAUACAGUCUGUUGUUAGCCCAUGUCACUGCCUUCAUUGAAGGUCAGCCGCCAGCUACAUGCUGUGUUUUUGUUCAUUGUCAGGUACAUUUUCAAAAUCUUUAAGCCACAGUGGUCUAUGGGUUAUUAAACGUAUCAUAACAGAGAGAUUUGUGCCAGAAAACAGUAAAUCUACUCCCCAAUUUCUGUCCCUCUGAUUUGGCACAGAGCAAGGCAGCUGUGCUCUGCCUAGAGUUCACCCUAAGGUCAGGGGUCAGGCUAAUUUCUGGAGUGCUUGUCUAUUUUUCACUUUAACCAGAGGCAGCAGGAACAAACAUUUUACCUGCUGAAUAUGUGUUUUAAUACAUAUUUCACAUUUCUUUGGUCCUGGAUGAUUAAAAGAAGCAGACUGUGACUGUCUCUCUCCAAGCAGCCACAGUUCAUGUCUGUUAGCAUUGUGAUGCUAAUGUUUAGUUAAUUACUCAAUGAUAGACAUGGUCAAUUCCUGCCAAGUCUUUUACAAUAAAAGCCUCCAAUGA
Cheilinus undulatus (humphead wrasse) is the source of this 2668-nucleotide messenger RNA. It is a transcript of the gene arrdc1a, whose product is annotated as arrestin domain containing 1a. The transcript is spliced from 8 exons. Gene Ontology annotation, molecular function: ubiquitin protein ligase binding; ubiquitin-like ligase-substrate adaptor activity. Bases 29 to 1393 code for a protein of 454 amino acids. NCBI's taxonomy places the organism in Eukaryota, Metazoa, Chordata, Actinopteri, Labriformes, Labridae. The record is from RefSeq and is a predicted model, not a curated record. Gene Ontology annotation, biological process: protein transport. Gene Ontology annotation, cellular component: cytoplasm.